Messenger RNA from Aureococcus anophagefferens, 999 nucleotides. RefSeq lists its product as hypothetical. The record is from RefSeq and is a predicted model, not a curated record. The coding region runs from base 1 to 999 and encodes 332 amino acids. The transcript is spliced from 2 exons. NCBI's taxonomy places the organism in Eukaryota, Pelagophyceae, Pelagomonadales, Pelagomonadaceae.
AUGGGGCGCAUCUCGUCGCACGAGUUUGGUUCCAUGGACGACAAGAUCUGGCUGCUCGAGCAUGUGUUCGAGACGCAGCAGACGCAGGCCGAGAAGGUGCCAGAAUUAAAGGCGACGGACUUGACAAAGCUCGCCGAGGCCUUCCAGCCCGUGACCUUCGCCGCGGACGAUGUCGUCAUUUUGGCCGGGGACGAGGACGAGUCGCACGCGCGGUUGGUCCUCUUCAGAACCGGCGGUGCGGAGGUCAACGCAGCGCUCCUCGACGAUGACCACGCCGACGCCGACGGCGGCAAGCGCAAGUCCAUCAAGAAGAACAAGCGCAUCACGCGCCUGAAGAGUCCCUUCUACGUCGGCGAGGGCUGGAUCCUCACGGGCAACACGCCCAAAGCGUAUGCUCUACCCAAGGAGAAGGCAAAACGGCUGACGUCGGCGGGGAACACAUCCAUCAAAUUGAUCAAGCGCGACCUCAAAAUUUGCGCGUUCGAGCGCGCGCACCUGCACGGCUUCGUGAACACGCUGUUCCAGAAGAACCUCGACGACGACGAUUUGAUGGCGGCCUUCGAUGGGUACGGCAAGGAGGCCUUUUGUACCGAGAGCUUCGACUUCUGCCGCGAGGUGCACGCGUUCAAGAGGGACGUCGUCGACCUCGACUUCCCCUCGUCGAAGUCGCGCCUGGCGAAGAUCUCCGAGGCCUACUUCCAGUCGGGCAUCCUGAACCUGAGCGCGAAGCAGCGCAAGGCGCUGGACAAGGCCAAGGACGACGCCGAGGCCCAGGGCGACUCGAAGAUCCUCGUCGAGGGGCUCGAGAACCCGCUCCAGCAGGUCUACAAGGAGAUCCAGCAGUCCCAUAUCACGCCCUUCAUGAAGUCGAAGCACUACAACGGCUUCCUCGCGGAGAAGUUCCCCAUCCCCGUCGUCCGGCGGACGCUCCUCGUCAGAGCGGCCAAGGGCGGCGGCGGCGGCGGCAAGGACGACUCCGGCGCGUGCGUCGUCUCUUAG